Messenger RNA from Phytophthora infestans T30-4, 363 nucleotides. RefSeq lists its product as uncharacterized. The record is from RefSeq and is a predicted model, not a curated record. Gene Ontology annotation, molecular function: phosphatase activity. The transcript is spliced from 2 exons. Lineage: Eukaryota; Oomycota; Peronosporomycetes; Peronosporales; Peronosporaceae. The coding region runs from base 1 to 363 and encodes 120 amino acids.
AUGGCGGAGGCGAGCUCGGACGCGGCAUCGCCUGUGGUGGUGACCACGCUGCCGUCAAUGAACCCUCCACUGUUUUUCGAGAUCGUGGAGGACCAGGUCUACCGCUCGAAUAAGUGCGAUGCGUCGUCGUUUCCGUUCCUGGCCACGCUGCAGCUAAACACGGUGGUGUACCUUUCAUACGACGACCUCUCGCGCGACUUGGCCGCCUUCUUCGCCGAGAAGGAUAUCAGCGUGAUCCACUUGGGCGCGAAAUACCGCACGGCGUCAUCCCAAUGGAAAGGUAUCUCGGAAGGGAUGGCCAAGGAGGCCAUCGAGUGCAUCCUGGACCAAAGACGACACCCCAUUCUGAUCAUGUGCAAGUAA